Molecule: messenger RNA, 189 nt
Organism: Pseudomassariella vexata
Lineage: Eukaryota; Fungi; Ascomycota; Sordariomycetes; Amphisphaeriales; Pseudomassariaceae
Exons: 4
Coding region: 1-189 (62 amino acids)
Biological process (GO): mitochondrial electron transport, cytochrome c to oxygen
Source: RefSeq, a predicted model, not a curated record
AUGGCCGCCAUCAAGCCCAUCCAAGGAAUGCUCAAGCGCGGUCUUGUCACUGAUCUCGCAAUUGCUCUCGGUAUCGGAGCGACCAUGGGAAGCCUCUUCUGGCACGGAUUCCACAUGCCCCGCACCUUCGCGCGCGACAACUUCUACAGCCAAAUCGAGAAGGAGCGCGCAGAGAAGCAGGGACAGUAA